AUGUCAUCAAUACAGCAGAAUCCACUCAAGAGACCAAGGACUGCAGGCACGGUCAAGCGCACACAUCAUCUCACGCACAUCCAACAACUACCGGCGGCGACAGAGCCCGCGGCGCAAGAUGAGGCUUUCAUCCAGGCGCAGCUGUUGCGCUCCAUCUGCACCGCCUUGACCAUUGUCGGCUACGACAGUGUCAAGCCUUCCGCUCUGGAGAUGUUCCGCGCAGAAGUCGAAGAAUACAUGAUGAAUUUCCUCACGACAGUCAAGGACUCGAUGAGCGCCUCGCGCCGAACGACAGCGACACCACAGGACUUUGUCUUUGCCCUCGCAGAAGCCGGUCUCGACUCACAUCACCUGGACCCGCACCUCAAACUGCGCCUACCAGAUGACAUUGCCAAUCCCGCUAUACCUCCACCGCCUCCGUCCGAACCUCCUCCACCGAACCUUGCGCCCAUGCUUGGACAAGACUUGGCUACACCGGCGACACAACAAUAUGGCUACAUCCCAUCACACUUCCCACCGCUACCGAGUCAACACGCCUGGCAGAGCACCGCUCUCUUCACGCAACGAGAACAAGAUCCACGACGAAUCCGCGAGCGCGCAACCGACGAGGGUGUGCAAGCUGAACACGCUCUGCGAAAACUCACUGCCGCGAACAAGGCUCGUCUACGCCAGGCACCUGUUGACAAGGCCAAGGACCAGCUAUGGCAAGACACUAUCUCAGACCUGCUGGACGAUGAGGAUGAUCUUGCGCCAACACAAGACGCAGAUGGCGACAUCAAAUUGGAUGGGUGCAUGGAGCACGGCAGUGGAAAUAGGGCUGUCAGCACGGCUAAUUUGAUACGUGAAGGUGGUGGUUUGAUGGUCAAUCACGACCGCAACCAUUGGCGCAGAGGAAGAGGUACUGUGCAUAUCUGA
Messenger RNA from Aureobasidium subglaciale EXF-2481, 915 nucleotides. RefSeq lists its product as uncharacterized. Gene Ontology annotation, cellular component: transcription factor TFIID complex. NCBI's taxonomy places the organism in Eukaryota, Fungi, Ascomycota, Dothideomycetes, Dothideales, Saccotheciaceae. The transcript has 2 exons. Bases 1 to 915 code for a protein of 304 amino acids. Gene Ontology annotation, molecular function: protein heterodimerization activity. The record is from RefSeq and is a predicted model, not a curated record. Gene Ontology annotation, biological process: transcription initiation at RNA polymerase II promoter.